This is a messenger RNA of Aspergillus novofumigatus IBT 16806, 672 nucleotides long. It is a transcript of the gene med8, whose product is annotated as RNA polymerase II mediator complex subunit MED8. The record is from RefSeq and is a predicted model, not a curated record. The coding region runs from base 1 to 672 and encodes 223 amino acids. NCBI's taxonomy places the organism in Eukaryota, Fungi, Ascomycota, Eurotiomycetes, Eurotiales, Aspergillaceae. Gene Ontology annotation, cellular component: core mediator complex; mediator complex. The transcript has 4 exons. Gene Ontology annotation, molecular function: transcription coregulator activity; RNA polymerase II cis-regulatory region sequence-specific DNA binding. Gene Ontology annotation, biological process: regulation of transcription by RNA polymerase II.
AUGGCAUCCCUAAAUCAAGACCAAAUAAAAACCCUCGAACAAUCCCGCCAACGGCUCGUCCAGCUCACCCGCUCGCUAGCCUCUCUAAUCGGCAGCCUAAACCAAAGCGACCCGCUUCCAUCAUGGUCCUCUCUCCAAUCCCAAGCAGGAAUCAUCUCAAAUAACCUCCUCAGCAUUUCCGAGCAUCUCUCCGAUAACCGCGACCUCCUCUCCGCGCUCGCCCCGACACUUGAGCAACUCCUUCGCACGAAACUCGACCCCCGGGUUGAGGACUGGGUAUCGCGCGGUCGGCGGGCGGGGGCGUCUGCGCUUGAGGACCGGGGUGCCUUGAGUGAGAGUGCGCUUGCGGAGCUGUGGGAUUGGGCGCCUGUCGAGGCGAACCAGGAGGCGAGGAGGAGGAAUUGGGGUGGGAAUUUCACGCUGGAGGAGAGGGAAAUGGGCAUUCAGAAUGUCGUUACUGGGUUGAGGAGGCAGGGAGGGGAGGAGGAGGAGAUGGAGGUUGUUGGUGUGCGACGUAGGUCUGGUGCGGGCGCUGGAUUGGAGUUUGAUAUUGCGGCGCCGACGCCAGGGUCACGGCAGCAGCAGCAGCAGCAGAAAGCAGCUGGGCCUGCGGUCCCCUUGGAGGAUAUUCUACGGUAUAUGACUACGGGGAUACCGCCGACGCAGCGCUGA